UUAAUGUGCGACUGCAAAGAACCACUAGAGAUGCACGUAUGAGAUGGGUUGUGCAGUGGAGAGUUCCUCAGAGCCUCAGUUUCCUCCUCCAGUUGCAUCAUUGCCCUGGUACUGAAGGAGCCGCUUCCUGCCGUCUGUCAUCGCGAGGAUGAGGAUGAGGAUGAGGAUGAUGCCGUUCAGUAGACGCAGGACGCACGAGCGCUCUUGAGCCAGAUCACUUUAAUCGAUCGUGACAUUGUGGCAUACAACAACUGUACGUUGGCCAAGAUAACGAAGGAUUGAAAUCUCGGCUUUCUCGCGAAACCUCUCCCGUUAUUCUGGAGCAGAAGUCCCCCUUUGAGAUGUGUAUUGGUCUUUUUUUUGAAGAUGUCGUCAUCCUGUAUGUUCAUGGCUCGGUUCUUUGAAGGGCAGAGAUGUGGAAGUGAAGGAGCACGAGCACGUUCAUUCUCUUCAUUAUAACGCCUCAUCUGUUGGAUACCAAUAUAAGCCACGCUAAUGGAAAAUACGGGGUCACAGGUGGUCUCGCUGGAGCAGCAGGUGGAGAGUGUGGAGAGGAGCAUUGUGUUCCUUAGACAGGAGCAGCUGUCUCUGCUGCAUGGACUACAUCUGGAGAUCCUGUCCCUCCAGAAACGCUGUACAGAACUUACACAGGAACUCAACAUGAAGCCCCCAGGCAGGAGUGAAGCAGGUGAGCUCUGUUGCAUUCCAAAAAUGUUGUUUCAUGUAUUUGUGAAUGGAGUUUUUGUAUUUUUAGCACAGGUGUUCAGUUCAGUACACAGCAACAAGAACAACAGCUAUAGCUAGUAUUUAGGUUCUAUGCUGGUAGAUAUUGAUAUUUGUUACUAGAUCACAUUUGAAAGACUUUGGCAUACAUGAAAACAUAUUAACUCUGAUAAUAAAUACAAUUAUCCAUUAGAUACUUCUUUUGUUGUUACAAUUCCAUAUAAUUUGCUAAAUUCUAGUGAUUAGAUUUAAUGCAAAUAUAGUGUUUUUAAUGACCAUGU
Molecule: messenger RNA, 1004 nt
Organism: Sinocyclocheilus grahami
Lineage: Eukaryota; Metazoa; Chordata; Actinopteri; Cypriniformes; Cyprinidae
Product: coiled-coil domain-containing protein 92-like
Exons: 3
Coding region: 496-804 (102 amino acids)
Source: RefSeq, a predicted model, not a curated record